Messenger RNA from Lycium ferocissimum, 1098 nucleotides. Its product is annotated as 14-3-3-like protein C. The coding region runs from base 135 to 914 and encodes 259 amino acids. NCBI's taxonomy places the organism in Eukaryota, Viridiplantae, Streptophyta, Magnoliopsida, Solanales, Solanaceae. Gene Ontology annotation, cellular component: cytoplasm. The transcript is spliced from 4 exons. The record is from RefSeq and is a predicted model, not a curated record. Gene Ontology annotation, biological process: signal transduction.
CUCCACUCCUCUCAAUUCAAAAAACCCCCUCUUUCUCUCACAAUUUUAAAUAAUUCCAUUCACAAAAAAAAAAAAAAAAAAAAAAAAAAACUCAAAAACGCCCUCAGAUCUCACACAACAGAGAGAAGAAAAAAAUGGCAGUCGCACCAACGGCGCGUGAGGAGAACGUGUACAUGGCAAAGCUAGCAGAACAAGCGGAGAGAUACGAAGAAAUGGUAGAAUUCAUGGAGAAAGUGUCAAAUGGACUUGGUUCAGAAGAACUAACAGUUGAAGAACGUAACCUUUUAUCAGUUGCGUAUAAGAACGUGAUUGGAGCGCGUAGAGCAUCAUGGCGUAUAAUAUCAUCAAUUGAACAAAAGGAAGAAUCUAGAGGAAAUGAAGAACAUGUUAAUAGUAUACGUGAGUAUAGAUCUAAGAUUGAGAAUGAGUUGUCCAAGAUUUGUGAUGGGAUAUUGAAGUUGCUUGAUACUAAGUUGAUUCCUAGUGCUACUUCUGGGGAUUCAAAGGUGUUUUAUUUGAAGAUGAAAGGUGAUUAUCAUCGUUAUUUGGCUGAGUUUAAGACUGGAGCUGAACGUAAAGAGGCUGCUGAGAGUACUCUUACUGCUUACAAAGCUGCUCAGGAUAUUGCAUCUGCUGAACUUGCCCCAACACAUCCCAUCCGACUUGGACUGGCUCUUAACUUCUCUGUGUUUUAUUAUGAGAUCUUGAACUCUCCCGACCGUGCUUGCAACCUUGCCAAACAGGCCUUUGAUGAAGCAAUUGCUGAGUUGGACACAUUGGGAGAGGAGUCUUACAAGGACAGCACUUUGAUCAUGCAACUUCUUCGUGACAAUCUCACUCUCUGGACCUCUGAUAUGCAGGAUGAUGGUGCUGAUGAAAUCAAGGAAGAUCCCAAACCUGAAGAAAAAAAUUGAGGGAAAAUGGAACCCUCUAAUUUGCUUUUCACUUCUCCCUGGUUGUUUUUAUUGGGAGAAGCUGAUUAUCAUAAUUUCCUUGCUAUUAUGGUUUUCAUUAAGAGGUUCACUUCUUAUUGGCAACAAUGAACUUUAGUAUUGAUGUUUUAAAUGUUCCAUCUUUAAUUUAAUGUGAUUCUGGAGA